AUGGACGGCGGCGGCGUGGCUGGCGGCAGCGGCGUUGCGGGGGGUGGCGGCGGCGGCGGCAGGGGUCCUGGUUGGAGCUCUGCGGACGAGGAGUUGAAGGAGGCACUCAUGGCCAGUAAGCUGGACGCCAUUGCAGCGGAGUACAACCACUUGUUGGCCUCGCAGCUGGACUCGCAGCGGCAAUACUACGAGGGACUCCUGGCGCAGGCGGCCCUAGAAGCGGACCACCGCUGCUCCCAAGCGGGUGCUGCAGCUGAUAAGGCCCGCGGGGAAGCUGAGGAGGCGCAGGCGGCGGCACGGGAGGAGGCGAAGCGGCGCCACGCGGCCGAGCGCAAGGCGACGGAGACGGCUGAGCAGUUGCGAACUGUACGGCAGGAGGCCGAGUUCCUGCGCUCCCUCAACGAGACCCUGCUAGCCAACCAGAGGGACCUCAAGCAGCAGCUGGCGGACCAGCGGGCGCGAACCGAGGCGGCGGAGGCGACGGGACGCGAACUGCAGGAGCAGGUUCGCGACCUGGCUUUCUUCAUCGAGGCUCAGCGCACCAUCAGUGAUGCAGCAGGCGGCGAGCUGCGGGAAGGAACGGUGCUGCCGCUGCCUCAGGGCAGCAGCGGCAGCGGGCAGCGUGGUGCGGGGCGUAGCGGAACCGGAGGCGGCAGCAGAGGCAGCGCCCGGGGUGGUGGUGGAGGCGCCGGGGGUCGGAAUGCUGCCAAGUGAGGAUGGAGGUGGUGGAGGGGUGGGGGUGACUGAGGAGGCGGCCGUUACGGACGGCAAUCGUUGGAGCAGUGGUUGCAAGGCAUGCGUUUCCCUGUGGAAAGCAGUCGUUGCGAGUUUGGCGGUGCGAGGUUGUGUUGUUGCGGCUUUGACCACAGGGUGGCUAUCGAAGUUUUAAGCCUUGUUAAGCAGUAGGGACUAGGGACUAGGGAGAUAGAGUGUUGCGCUCGCGACGAGUCCGUGCAUUAAAAAUGGCGUUUUGAAGGUAUUAUGCGUGUAUGAAUGUAGGCUUUGGGCUGUUAGGUGCUUUGCGCGCCGGCAACUGUGUCUUGGUGUUUCUCGUCCAGCUGUUAGGGUUCAAUGUUCGGCCGACCGUAACUUUCGGGAUGGAUUACCCAUAUGCUUUGCACGUUUAGUUUGCAAUGAUUGUUACCUUUUGAGCAACCAAAACAAGGGGUGCCAUUACCAUUGGGGUUAAGCGCGCCAAGUCGGGGACUUCGUCCCGUUUCGGUCUCAUAUUGCGUAAAGCUGCUCGUCAUUCAGGAUAUGCAGGCCUCAUCUUCGAC
This is a messenger RNA of Astrephomene gubernaculifera, 1277 nucleotides long. The record is from the annotation of a GenBank genome assembly. Lineage: Eukaryota; Viridiplantae; Chlorophyta; Chlorophyceae; Chlamydomonadales; Astrephomenaceae.